UGCAUUUCCGCGAGUCGACGCCUGAUUUUCCGCGGAUUGUUCGAAUUCCAGCAAAAAAAAUUGUUUUACCGUCAGUUUUUCUCUCCCCACUUUCAUCGUUUUCGCUACUGCAGGGACCGUUCAAUAUUUUCCAUCAUUUUCGUUGUGAGUCGUCGAGCUAUCGCGAUCCGUGUGUGGCGUAAUAGAAACGCAAGCUAGUGCUCGCAUCGUAUACAGCUGAUUUUCAUUGUGAGAUAUCCGGAGUGAAUGUCGUCGUAACACACGACGACGACGCGGGCGGAGGAAAAUAGAUUUUUCCUGUGGUGAAGGUAUUUUUUCUUGCUUCAGUUUCGCUUUGACAGUCGAUCGGGGAGAAAGGCUCGGACCCUCCGGAGGAGGAGCAAUUUUUUCGCGAACGUCCAACAACAAAGAAGCAAAGGGAAAUCUCCUGGCAGCUUGCUGGUUCGGUUCCGUCGCGAGUGCUGAAAGAGUGGAGGACUUUGGAAUUUCAGACAGUGUGGAGCGAGAUAAACGAAAAGAUUUUGCAACGAAAAUAGUGUACGGGUGUGGUGGUGAUUGAUAAAAAAAAACGCGAAUCGCGCGAGUUGAUAAGUGAAGAAGUGGUAUUACUCAGUCCGCACGACCUUCUACGCCUCGGAUAUUUUCAUCUCGGUAAUUCGGGACACAAUUCGGAACGGUGCUACGGAGGAGCAGCUUGAAUCACCAUCAUGAGCAAGCAUAUGUACUCGACGGCCAAUCUGACCGAUGUGGAGCUCAAGGACCAGGGCAAUCGGAUGUUUUCCUCGAGAAAAUACGACGAUGCCAUCAAUCUCUACACGAAGGCAAUUAUUAAAAACCCAACCAAUGCCACCUACUUCACAAACCGGGCUCUCUGCCACAUCAAGAUGAAACGAUGGGAAUCAUCCUGCACGGACUGUCGGCGGGCACUGGAUAUGGACCCGAACCUGGUCAAGGGACACUUCUUCCUCGGGCUCAGCCUAAUGGAGCUGGAAUCGUACGACGAAGCCAUCAAGCAUCUGAUGCGGGCACACGACCUAGCGCGAGAACAGAAACUCAACUUUGGCGAUGAUAUCGCGUCGCAGCUCCGGCUGGCGCGCAAAAAGCGCUGGAACAUUCAGGAAGAGAAACGGAUCUGUCAGGAGAUCGAGCUGCAGUCCUAUCUUAAUCGACUCAUCAACGAGGAUAUGGAAAGCCGACUGGCUAAGCUUCAACUAGAUGAUACUCUAAAUGAGGACGCCCUUAGAGACAAAUCGAUGGAGAUUGAACGUGAAUGUGAAAAUCACACCACCGAACUGAAUAACAUUUUUGCAAAAGUCGAUGAUAGACGGAGGAAACGAGAAGUACCUGACUACUUGUGCGGCAAGAUAAGUUUCGAACUGCUGGUAGAUCCCGUCAUCACCCCGUCCGGCAUGACGUACGAACGCAAGGACAUCGAGGAGCACCUACAGCGAGUUGGCCACUUCGAUCCGGUGACCCGGGUCAAGCUGACGCAGGAUCAACUCAUAGCCAACUAUUCCAUGAAGGAGGUGGUCGAUGCCUUCCUGGCGGAGAACGAAUGGGCCCUAGAUUACUAAGAUUGUCGAAACACGGCAUCCUACCAAGCUGCUCCUACAAAUAGGUACACCUAGCUCCUAGCGAACCGUCGUCGUCAGUGAAAUCCGAAAGCCAAUUACCAGGUAUGUUGGAACUUUUUCUUGAUUGUGUGCCCCUGUUCCUCGGCGUGGGAAUUGAACACUACAAAACGUGAUUUAUGCAAUUAACUUCGACUUUGGCUUCGAUAAAUAAAUGUUACAUAUACCUUAUACCGUUGGAGUUUGAUCAAUCCAUUAUCAGCUGUGAGCCUUGUUACUCCACGAAAUUGUUCUUUUUUACUCAAAACAGCCAAACUUAUCAAAUACCUAGAUGUGAACCUGUGACUUAUACGUUUCCGUGUAUAAAUGUUUGGUACGCUCAAAGCAAAAUAUCGCCAUUCAAUAUAUCAGCAGCUGAGCAAAUGUAUUUUGUUUAUUUGUUAGAAAAAAAAAUUGUUAAAUAUUUCGACAAGUAAACUCCUUAUUUUUCGAUUUUCUAUGUCUUAAUCACUUGAUUGGCAAGUUGACAUAUUUAAACAAAUUCACUUGGUGAUUCUCUAGUUUUAAGUUGUGUAAAUUGAUAUCUACCUUUUAAGAAAUUAGCGAAUAAAUUAUGUUCAUUUCGAGUAA
Messenger RNA from Aedes albopictus (Asian tiger mosquito), 2201 nucleotides. It is a transcript of the gene STUB1, whose product is annotated as E3 ubiquitin-protein ligase CHIP. The record is from RefSeq and is a predicted model, not a curated record. Gene Ontology annotation, biological process: positive regulation of proteolysis; protein polyubiquitination; proteasome-mediated ubiquitin-dependent protein catabolic process. The transcript has 4 exons. Gene Ontology annotation, molecular function: protein-folding chaperone binding; ubiquitin protein ligase activity. Bases 708 to 1574 code for a protein of 288 amino acids. Gene Ontology annotation, cellular component: cytoplasm; Z disc. NCBI's taxonomy places the organism in Eukaryota, Metazoa, Arthropoda, Insecta, Diptera, Culicidae.